UUUAUCAGCCUAUAAUCACAUAUAAAACGAUUCAAUAAAGGUGAAACAAAUACCAACAAUAUAUUACAAAAUUAGCGAUGUCUGGUGAUCAAGUUCUGCAAAAUACAUUGCUGUUAUCCGAAAAAACCGCAGAACACACAGAAACUAGUAACAAUUUAGAGAAAUCAAGGACACCUAAAAAUAUAAUUGUUAAAGUUAAUGGUCUCCAGAUACAAUCGAACUUAAAUCCAAAUGCUUUAGAAUUUAUACCCAUCAAUUUGCAAAAUAAGCCUCAAAUACAAUUAAAUGAAGAACUAAGAAAAUUAAUACUAAAAAAUGGAAUAGAUGGAAAAUUUACUCAAGAAAAGAGUUUUAAAAAGCAAGAACAUUUCAUAAAUGAUAACGAACCUAUUGUUUCUAAAAAUAUUGAAAGUAUUGGAAAUAAACAAGUAUCUAAGAAUAUAACAAGAGCUGAGCCAAUAGAGGAAAAUGAGAGAACAAAUGCAAAUGGGCACGAGAAAAUAGAUUUAAAUAUUGAUACAAAUCAACUGUACAUGCUGUUUGCCAGACCUUCUGAAGUUAAACAUACGAGUUCAGAAACAGAAAUAUCAGAAGAUAAUGAUAUCCAGCCAGAAAAUACAAUAAUUGACAAAAAAAUUAAUUUAAUUCAUAAUGAAAGUGAGAUAGAGGUAAAUGAUUUAAAUACUGAAGAAAAUACUUGUUUACAUGAAAAUGUUCUAAAAAUUACUGAUGAUAUCAAUGAGUUACUAGAAGUCCAUCCAGAGAAUGUAAAUAAAUCUAAUGGGAACAUUAAGGAAUGUAUAAUAAGCCCAACAGAUAAAACCAAUAGUGGAGAUGAUAUUGAUAUUCUAGAAUUAAAAUCUGAGCAACCUCAACUAUAUGAAAAUGUAUUAGAGUUAUGUGAACAAACAAAUCACGAAGUUCAAAAUAUAAAAGAAACCAAUAUUGCCGGUAUUAUAAAUGAGACACCUGUUGAAGUCAAUGCAGAGAAUGCAAAUAACACUAAUGAAAUCGUUCAGAAAUCUAAAACAAGUUUUAUAGAUAAAACUGAAAUAAUUGAAUCAAAAUAUAAGAAUCCUCAAAUAAAUGAUAAUUUGUUAGAGUCAGUUGAGCAUAAAAAACCAAAAGUUCAAAAUAUAAAAGAAAGCAAUAAUGCCGGUGUUGAAAAAACAAGUACCUGUGGGAGGCCUAAAAAUAUAAAAAUUUCUCAAGAAGUAAAAGUUGCUAAAACAAAAUUAAACGUCAAUUCGAAAAUAGCAGCGCCACAAGUACUCAAGACUGGAACUAUUAAGAAACCCGGCUUGUCAACUAAACCUAUAAAUGAAGUUAAAGAGUGCAAACAAUUAAAUGCAGCCGUAGAAUCCGGAAAAGAAACUAAAUUAAAAACACCAACGAUUGUUCAAUGCACCAAAUUAGCCAAAAGUGUGAAAAACCAUUUGAUAACAAAAACCACCACAAAUUUCAAAUCCCAUACAUUACCAGCAAACAAACCCACAUUGCAGCCAUUUAAAAAGGAAGUGAUCAAUAGUGUAAACAAAGAUACAAUUUCAAAUAGAUCUUCCAGUUCCACAGACAAGAGUUCGCCCUCUAUCAAAUCUUCCACACAAGGCUGUAGAGUAAAAUCUAACGAAAAGCCCAAAACAAAAGAGUAUGUGCCGAAAUCACCACGACCCACGUUGUCCUCAAAAUUACGCAAGACGGAAACUCAAAAAGUAAGCUGAAUUGUAUGAUUUGAUAUGUAAAUAUUUGUCAAUUUUAUUUUUUAUCAUCUUGUUUAAACAGCGUCGAAAUUUAUUUUUUGAUCUUGAUACUAUUAAAAUGUCGGACUUUUUAUUUAAAUAAAUGUUGAAA
Calliphora vicina (urban bluebottle blowfly) is the source of this 1851-nucleotide messenger RNA. RefSeq lists its product as uncharacterized. Bases 78 to 1721 code for a protein of 547 amino acids. The record is from RefSeq and is a predicted model, not a curated record. The transcript has 2 exons. Lineage: Eukaryota; Metazoa; Arthropoda; Insecta; Diptera; Calliphoridae.